This is a messenger RNA of Aureobasidium melanogenum CBS 110374, 2505 nucleotides long. RefSeq names its product sepB protein. The transcript has 3 exons. The record is from RefSeq and is a predicted model, not a curated record. Lineage: Eukaryota; Fungi; Ascomycota; Dothideomycetes; Dothideales; Saccotheciaceae. Gene Ontology annotation, biological process: DNA-templated DNA replication; DNA repair; mitotic cell cycle. The coding region runs from base 1 to 2505 and encodes 834 amino acids. Gene Ontology annotation, molecular function: chromatin binding; protein binding. Gene Ontology annotation, cellular component: nuclear replication fork.
AUGGCUUCAAAACCUCGUGCCAGACCGGCUCACGCCCCUGGACCAACCUAUCUAGCAUACACACCUAACGGCAACAAGUUGAUCACAGUUGGGUUGAACAAUGUCAUCCGCAUCUUCACUACUGGAUCUGAUGCUGAGCCUGUCAACAUUGAUGUUGUUCAAGACUCUCAUACUGCGGUGGCUGCAACCAAUGACUUUUUCUUGACUGGUUCAGAGGAUGGUAGUGUUUGCAAAUACUCCCUGCUCACCCACUCUUUGGAAGAAGUUCUUAUCCGGAGCACUUUGCCUAUCAGGGAUGUUUCUAUCUCACCGGACGGAUUAUGGGCUGCGGUAGCAUCUGAUGAACUGGUUGUAAAGAUUGUUAACACAUACGAUAUGACACGGGUCAUGUAUCUCAGAGACCAAACCAGACCAGUCAAGCAUGUAUCCUUCGAUCACAGUGGCUCUCAUCUGGCUGUCUCUUGCUCUGACGGCAUGGUCUAUGUCUACUCGCUGAGUUCAGAAGAGCCAAAACUUGUCAAACGACUCGAUGGUCUGAUCAAGAUCAUGGAGACAGACUCUCAAGCCAGCUCAAAAGUCACAUGGCACCCUGAUGGAAGAGCACUCUGCGCUCCUACGCCAACAAAAACCGUCCAAGUGGUUUCAAGGAAUGACUGGACAAACCAAAACGCUUUCAAAGCUGAUGGACGAGGAGACAUUACUGCUGUAUCUUGGUCACCAAAUGGUGCUCUACUUGCUACAGCUAGCGACGACCUCAGCAUCACCUUGUGGAACGCCUCGACACAGCAGCCUGUGGUCAAAUUCAACAGCGACCGUGAACCUGUGUUGGCUCUUGCCUGGCAUCCCACCGAGAAUCUUCUGUCGUACACCACCAACGACGGAGAACUGUAUAUGCACACUGGAAUCAUACCGCAAGAACAUGAAAAUAUGAUCCGAAAAACACUUGUCUCUGCACCUUUCCUGAACGAGCGUCAUACUGAGGACGCUGCGAGAACUCUGGUUAACGGUGGUGUCAGGCCUGGUGCUCAGCGCAGAGCAGGAACGCCUGACUCACUCGACGAUAUACUGGGAGACGACGGAUUGUCCGAGAACGGGGAUGCCUUUAUCGUAGACGACGAUGGUGCAGGAUAUGCUGAGGAAGUCAACGGCAACGGCAAACGACCUGGACAGCACACUGCAUACCCACCCUCAAAGCGACCUCAACAAUACGGUAGUGCUAGAUGGCAGCCUCGUCCACACGAACCCUUCCAGCCGGGUAGCACCCCUUGGAGAGGCAAUCGUCGUUACCUGUGCCUGAACUUGACUGGCUUCAUCUGGACGGUCGACCAGGAUACCCACCACACAGUGACUGUGGAGUUCUACGAUCGUGCCGCUCACCGCGACUUCCACUUCACAGAUCCUUUCCUUUACGACAAGGCUUGUCUUGGUGAGCAUGGUGCAGCCUUCUCAUGCCCAUCCUCAGAUCAACAUCCCAGUCUUGUCUACUUCCGCCCUCACGAAACUUGGACAUCGAGGACAGACUGGCGAACACAGCUGCCUGCAGGGGAAGAGGUCACAUCACUGAGUCUCAGCACGAGUUUCGUGGUCGUCACAACCUCAAAGGGAUAUGUUAGAGUCUACACACUCUAUGGUUUGCCUUUCAAGGUCUACAGACAGAAGAGCACUCCAGCUGUAGCAUGUGCAUCAUGGCGCGACUAUAUCCUCACAGUAGGCAAUGGUCCAAUCGGAGGCGACGGCACAGCUAAGCUCGUAUACACAAUCGAGAACGUAAAGCGCGACGAAGUCUGCCAGUCUGAAGACGUUCUCCCUCUCCCCGAGCAAUCAGAAUUGCAAUCGGUCUUUUGGUCAGACAGAGGCGACCCCUGCAUCUACGACUCAGACGGUGUAUUGCUAGUAUGCUUACACUGGCGAACACCCGGCCAAGCAAAAUGGGUACCUCUCCUCGACACCAAUCAACUCGAUCGUCUCGCCUCUGGCCGCAAGGAAGAAGCCUACUGGCCAGUUGCAGUCGCCAUGGACAGAUUCCACUGUAUCAUCCUCAAAGGUGGAGAAAAGUACCCUUACUUCCCUCGCCCACUACUAUCGGACUUUGAGUUCAAGAUUCCAGUCACAGCUCGUGACGAGGAGAACCAAGAUGAGAGCGAGGAAAGCGAUGUUCAGAAGUUGGAAGAGCAGUACGUGCGCAACUCAGUAUUGUUGAGUUUGCAGGAUGAUUUGGUGAAUCACACGCACGCCACGCAUGCGCAAAAGACAGAAGCUGCGCAACGUGAGCUUGAUGUGGAUAAGGUGCUCUUGCAAUUGCUGGCUGCCGAGUGCAGGGAAGGCGAAGAGAGAGGUAUGAAGGCGCUAGAGUUGGUCAGUUUGAUGAGAGACAGAUCGGGCAAGAUGCUCGAGGCUGCCGUCAAGAUUGCAGCGAGAUUUGAACGUGAUGUGUUGGGAGAGAAGAUUUCUGCACUUGCAGAACGAAGAUUGGUUGGUUUGGCUGAUGAAGAGGAGGAACUGUGA